Opisthorchis viverrini is the source of this 582-nucleotide messenger RNA. RefSeq lists its product as hypothetical. The transcript is spliced from 5 exons. The annotation marks the transcript as partial. The record is from RefSeq and is a predicted model, not a curated record. Lineage: Eukaryota; Metazoa; Platyhelminthes; Trematoda; Opisthorchiida; Opisthorchiidae.
AUGAAGCACUGUGCAAGUGUUCCUGACUUCGUUUUGGGCAUUAUUAUACCUUGUACACCUUUGUUUCUACACAUUUGUGAUGCAUUUUACAAUCACAUCGUUUACGAAUAUAGCUCGAAUCCAUGUCACCGCGUUUCGAUUAUUUCGUCUAAUUGCACGCGUACGUACGCCCUACAGACGACAACAAAUGGACAGGAGCAAAUGCUACAAAGCAACUCCACAAAUUCCAUAACAGAUCUCACUCUUCAAGAGACGCGAGGCGGAUCUGCGAGAAGACGCUACUCGUAUGCCUCAUCAGUAGUAUCCACCGUUACACUGGUAGUGCUGUACUGCGCUGUCCGACAACGACUUAUUGAAUACACCCGCAAAUUACAUGUGGCAUUACUCAUCCUGAGCGUUGAUUCUCCGACGUUGUUCGAUGAUUGGAGACAAAUACCAACCUGCACUCUGUGCGCUUUUCGCCAGACAUUUCUUGGACAAAACGAACGAAAUAUUUGGAUUGUGCAAUUGCAUGGGUUAACUGCCCAUUAUUGUACUAUCACCGGUUUUCAAGAGAAAUUGCUAAAUAACCAACGGCAUGAA